GCCAGGACAAAGGUACACGUUUAUGGACAUUAUGAAGACUUUGAGCGGUGUGCAGUUGUGUUUCGUGCUCCUGUGCUUGGCUGCCUGCAUGGCCGAGUGCAAGGAGCCCAAGCGCUCCAAACUCUCCUCCGACUUCGGCCUCACCCCCUUCCUGCGCUCCGGCCGGGGCUCCGAGCACAGCUGGGACGCCAACGUCGACGUGAAGCGGAAGAUCGGCAAGAUGGUGUCGUUCCCCCGCAUCGGGCGCAGCGAGUCCUGGGGCGCCGACGAGAACAACUACGGAGCCAAGCGCCCCGGCGCCAACUCCGGCAUGUGGUUCGGGCCCCGGCUGGGUCGCGUCCAGAAGCGCAGCGACGAGUACACCCCCUGGACCUACAUCAUCGUGAACGGCGAAGGCCCCGUGACGCGCCAGGUGCACUACACCCCGCGGCUGGGCCGCGAGUCCGAGGAGGUCUACGACGACUUGGACGCCGAAGACGUAGCUUAAACUAGACGCACUCGAGCAUUAUAGUGUGAGGCUGGACAUUAUAAUACUUUUUAUGCACUACUCAUUGUGAAAAUAAAACGG
Zophobas morio is the source of this 568-nucleotide messenger RNA. RefSeq lists its product as uncharacterized. The transcript has 2 exons. Gene Ontology annotation, molecular function: neuropeptide hormone activity. The coding region runs from base 23 to 487 and encodes 154 amino acids. The record is from RefSeq and is a predicted model, not a curated record. Gene Ontology annotation, biological process: neuropeptide signaling pathway. Lineage: Eukaryota; Metazoa; Arthropoda; Insecta; Coleoptera; Tenebrionidae.